Sphaerulina musiva SO2202 is the source of this 1187-nucleotide messenger RNA. Its product is annotated as Osmotin, thaumatin-like protein. Gene Ontology annotation, cellular component: extracellular region. Gene Ontology annotation, biological process: defense response. Lineage: Eukaryota; Fungi; Ascomycota; Dothideomycetes; Mycosphaerellales; Mycosphaerellaceae. The transcript has a single exon. The record is from RefSeq and is a predicted model, not a curated record. Bases 1 to 975 code for a protein of 324 amino acids.
AUGCGUCCUCUAUUCCUGCUGCAGGCCACCUCAGUCCUGGCUACGACUCUCCUUCAUAAAGCUCGCCCUAUGGAAUCGCGACAGGACGAUGGAACAGUACAGAUCCUUGUUACCAACAAAUGCGCAGACACCAUCUGGCCCGGCGUGUCUGAAAACAACGGCUUGUCCAACGACGGCUUUGAACUCGCCAGCGGAGACUCCAGAAACGUCUCGAUAAGUUCGACCUGGAAAGGCCGUAUCUGGGGAAGGACCAAUUGCACAUUCCCCAAUGGCGACAGCUUGCCUGGAGGCUGUCUGACGGGAGAAUGUGGAGCAAUGAAAUGCGUCCAAGCAGGGAAUCCUCCGGCCACGCUCGCCGAAUUCGACAUGUCUGGUGCGGGCGAUCAAGCAUAUUACGACAUCAGUCUCGUUGAUGGAUACAACCUCCCCAUGGCCAUUGUCCUCAUCCCCAACGGAGUCCCCGCUCUCUCCAAUGUCAAGCUCAACCAAAAGAAUCCCGCGUGCGUGGGAAGUGUCAAUGGACUCGCGCCUCCCGAUUUCAAUCCUUACAGCGGCGGAAAUUCCUAUCUGGGAACGACAUCGGGUGAUGAACUUCCCUUUGAGAAGAGAUCUACCGCGCAAGACGUCAGCUCCUGGUGUCCCUUUGACCUGCUGGUCUCGCCGCCUCCCACACCUGGUAAUGGUGUGUAUCCCUAUCCCGAUGGAAAUAUCCAACGACCGGCGUUCAACCCUUGCAAUUCGGCAUGUCUCAAGUAUAGGAAAGCUAAGUACUGCUGUACGGGCAGCUAUGGCAGAGGGAAAUGCCAACCCAAUUACUAUUCUCGCGCCGCAAAGGCCAUAUGUCCCGAUACGUAUACGUUUGCGUACGAGGAUACGAGCAGUCUCUUUAGUGUAGACAAGGGCGGAAGCUGGGAAGUCAUCUUUUGCCCUGGUGGCAGGAGUACGAAUAUCCUGGCGGGAAGUCGUGCGACCUAAGUUAGUUGAGCUACCUUAGAAAGGGAGGGCAAACGGGAGCAGAAGCGGCGGCGCCACGAGAGAUGGAUCACUUUCUGGCUACAUGACCUGAGAGUUGCCGCCCUUUGUUUUUCGUCGAUUUUUGGUCUGCAACCCCUCUGCCCACAAGAAUACAGGAUAGACACAGAGAUACACUUAGACAAAUAUAGCCACCCAAUUAAUGUAACCAUCGC